AUUCUUGUCCACAUAUUAGAAUAUCUGACUAAACUUGUUUACAGUUCUUGUAAAAUUCAUUUCACUGUCACACCAUCAUCAUCUGAAAUUCAAAAAAAAAGAAAAAGAUAAUAGCUGCAGCUGUUUGCGUCCUCUCUUUGCCACAUGAUUAAAUGAGGAAUUGUCUCACUCAGUGACAUUGUGAUCCAUCGUUCAUAGGCCAAGGAUGUGUGGUGAAAUCACCAUUUCCAUUCCCAAAAGGAAAUGAACAUUGUUUUCAGCUCUGAUGCAAGGACUCCCAGUUUUUUCUUUUCAUCAAACAGUCACAGUAGCACCCCAAAUAAAGGCCCAUGUGACUGCAGAGCCAACAAUGGGUGGCAUUGACAGCCUGAAUAAGGAUACGUCUGUGUGCUGAUGUGCCACCCAGCUGUCCUCUCAGGUAGGGAGGGACAAUGGUACCAGAGCUGCCUGUCCAUGCAGAACAUGUGAUGCGACUGAAGAUAUAAGAGAGGCUGGAAACUGACAACAACCCAAAAUCUUCCACCAACCCAGACCAGCAGCAAAGAUGAGGUUUCUAGUGCCAGUAUUUGUUUUCCUCGCCGUGGCAGCGUUCCACUCCGCCCUCUCAGCAUCUAUUGAGUCUGCGGAGAAAGAGGAAGCAGCCGCCAAGCACGAUGGGCUAACUGAACUGCAGAAAAUAGAUCAGAUGGAGUUUGAGGCCGCUCAGAAGAGAGAGGCCGCUCAGGUGAAUGUUACAGAGGAACAGAAUGAAGAAACCCGCUACCUCGAGGCCACUCAGGACGGAUCUGUGGAGGAGCAUGUUGAAGCCGGAACCGACAACACAGCAGGAGGAGGUGGGAACACUGAAGUAGCGGCUCAGGAAGCCACAGAGUCCCAGUCUGAGUCCUCUGAGGAGGCAGAAGGGAGACAGAGGAGGGAGCACCACGAGGCAGUGCCAGUGGCUGUGAGCAAUUUGGAUGAAGUGACUCAGGAUUCAACCAAGAAGGACCAAGAUGUACUGGAGUGAGAAAGCGCGGUGGCACGUGGAUCCCAACGCUCACCCAUCACCCGGUGCCUGAGCUGCGCCGAGCUUACUGCCAAUAAAAAGGGAAUUAUUCCACCUAUCUACAACCUCUCUGUGCUCUUUUGUCUCAUGUCAUGUGCUGUGACAAAAUAGGUCUGUACAGAAUUUCAGAAAUGCUUUUUAGGGACUUAAGGGAUCAAGAAUUUAAGGUUAUAUGGUUGCUACACUUUGACAUUUGUGAUUAUGAACAGAAGCUUUAUCGUAUAAUGCAGCAACAAAAACAAGCUCAACCCAAGUAUUUUCCCAUUUUUAUUUGUUUUUUUUGUCAUCCACAAAUGUGGACUAGAGUAUGUUGAUGUGCAUUAAAAAAACAAAACAAAACUUUUCUUUGGUACCUAAGGGAAAAUCAAAACAAUUAAGGCAACUACAGCAUCUAUAGAUCUGAUAUGCAUUAAAGUACUGCAGCCAAAUGACCACACGCUGGUGGCAUGCAACGUAUGUCCGCCCUUACUCACAAAGAGAGACCAGAUCAGCUCAACACCAAACCACCCGGUUAAGAUUAACUUCCAGUUUUGGGUUCCCGUUCGUCCUCUUUUACGACCUUCACAGACAGAUACAGAAAGAGGAAAGCUAGAGUAACCCAAAUGUCUAGGCAGGUGCAAGUUCCACAUGAAAAACAUACUGGGAAGUAGCCGAUACAAGGUGAACUGAAGGAGGCCUAAAGCAUUUAACCAUCACAGAUGAUGCAAUCAAGUUUUAACAGGAGACUUAAGGUCAUGUUUGGAGCAUGAGUUUGUGCUCGUUGACAUUCUGCCGUUACAUUUCUCAAAUUCAAGUAACUAAUAAGUUCAGGCAGUUAUUUCUGCGCUGAAUGUAGAGCCUCAGGAGAUUCUGAUGGAAGAACCUCAUCAUUUCCCUGCCAGAGGUGUGCUGACUUUCAACGCUAUUGAUACAGUAUUUUACGUAUCAUUCUGCAAGGGGUCAUCCAGUGUGUAAGAUUAGUGCUUCUACCAUAGUACAUUAUUCAGAUAGUUGUGUGUCAAAGACAAACACUGUAGUGAAGUGAAUGUGAUUGCCCAAGUAUGGUAGAAAACACGGUCGCCAACCUCUCUGAUUUUAUAGUCAGUCAAUUUUGCUCUUUAACAAGAGGAGGAAAUAUCUCACACUUUAGGGGUAACAAGAAAGCCAGAUGCAAAACAUCAAUUCAUUGAUAUAACAUUUGCUUGGGGGAAAAAUAUGCACAUACACACAAAUAAACUUGUUUUUCCACCUAAAAAUACUGCUUUUGCAUCUACGUUAUGUUCAGCACGUGUUAUACUGGAGUUACAUUUGCAAAAGGCUUAUACUGCAUUUCGAUUGUUCAUUUCUUUCUAAAAAAUUAAAAACAGAACAUGGUUGUAUAUACAUAAUUGCAAAGUAAAAAAAAAAAAAUAUGGAAGAAUGAGUAUUAGAAAAAAAUCAGUUGAUGCUUUUCGAUUAACUCGUUACAGAAUGAUGAGAUAUGAAAAAGCAAGUCAGAACA
Epinephelus moara (kelp grouper) is the source of this 2525-nucleotide messenger RNA. RefSeq names its product U3 small nucleolar RNA-associated protein 25 homolog. The record is from RefSeq and is a predicted model, not a curated record. The coding region runs from base 545 to 1006 and encodes 153 amino acids. The transcript has 13 exons. Lineage: Eukaryota; Metazoa; Chordata; Actinopteri; Perciformes; Serranidae.